AUGGGUGUUCGCCCUUUGAUCCGCAGGGCCCGCGUGGCCUUUCGUCGCAUAUCAAUAGAGAAUGAUGAUGUUUCUCUUAACGAGCAUACAGAAAAUUCGGACAAUGGAGUCCAUCCGACUCCGAGCUAUACCAGUUCUGUGGUGUGUAGGGAGGUGCCGGAUGGGAGUGCUCAGCAUGGUGUUCAAGAUGUUGAGGCUGUUACUAUGGCCUGGUCAAAAAAGACUUUGAUCGCAGUCUUUAUCAACAUCUGGUUCCUAUAUUUUGCAAAUGCAUUCCAAUCAACUGUCACCGCAACUCUGAAUCCCUAUGUGACUAGUUCAUUCCAAAAGCACUCACUGUCGGCGGUCCCGACUGCGCUCGGCGAUGCGUUUGCUGCCGCCACAUAUCUACCCGUGGCCAAAAUGAUGGAUGUAUGGGGGCGCGCGGAAGGUUUCCUGCUGAUGGUCAUCUGUGCGACUAUUGGAUUGGUGCUCAUGGCAACAUGCCAUUCCUUUGAAAUAUAUUGCGCUGCCAAUGUGUUUUAUUACGCCGGAUUCUACGGAAUGGAAUACGCAGUCGAUGUCGUGACAGCCGAUGUGUCGACUUUAAGGAAUCGUGCCUUCGCCUACGCAUUCACUUCCUCGCCAUAUAUUAUCACGGCCUUUGCGGGUCCGAAGGUGGCAGAACAAUUUUACUAUGAGAUUUCGUGGAGAUGGGGCUUCGGUUGCUGGGCGAUCAUUAUGCCUAUCUUCGCGGCGCCGCUAUACAUUAUGCUGAAAUGGAAUUUACAUAAGGCGGAACAAGAAGGCUACCGCAUCAAGAGGCCCAGUGGCCGUACCAUACUGGAAAGCAUCUGUCAUUGGACUAUCGAAUUCGACGUUAUUGGAGUCUUUGUUUUCACAGCUGGUCUUGUUUUAUUCGAACUCCCCUUUGACAUCGCCGAUUACGCCCCCGACGGAUGGGCCUCCGCCUAUAUCAUUGCUAUGGUCGUGGUUGGCUUCUGCACCCUAUUCUUUUUCGCGAUUUGGGAGCGGUGGCUAGCUCCAGUCCCUCUUUUCCAAUGGCGACUUCUUACGAACCGCACUAUCAUCGGCGCAGUUUUGUUGGAUGCAACCUACCAACUGUCGAAUUAUUGCUGGAGCUACUACUUCACAUCCUGGUUGCAGGUGAACAACGACCUUAGCAUCACCACCUCAAACUACAUUGUCAAUAUCUUUGAUAUGGUGUCGGGUGUGCUUCUACUGUUCACUGGUUGGCUGAUCCGCAGGGUCGGUCGGUUCAAAUGGACCUUGUAUAUCGCCGUUCCACUUUACAUUCUUGCACAGGGAUUGAUGAUCUACUUCCGCCAGCCAAACAUUAACGUUGGCUACCAGGUGAUGUGCCAGAUUUUCCUUGCGAUCAGUGGCUCAACCUUUAUUCUCGUUGAGCAGCUCGCUAUCUUAGCAGCUGUCGAUCACCAGCAUGUGGCUACCGCGCUCGCACUAUUGAACGUUGUGGGCACUAUUGGGGAUAGUGCGGGUCUUACGAUCAGCACUGUCAUCUGGCAGAAUACUUACCUCAAGGCUCUGGUCAGAUACCUUCCUGAAUCGUCAAUGCCGAAUUUGAACAAAAUCUACGAAGAUCUCGUCACACAGCGGAGUUACCCUGUUGGAAGCCCCACCAGGGUGGCUAUCCAGAAAGCCUAUGCCUACUCCGAGCUGAGACUGCUUUCGGUUGGGUGUGGUAUUAUUGUUUUGGCAAUCCCUUGGACUGUCUUAAUGAGGGACAUUGACUUGAGAAGGAAGCCACAGGUUCGUGGUACGGUUUUUUAA
Penicillium soppii is the source of this 1791-nucleotide messenger RNA. Its product is annotated as Major facilitator superfamily domain general substrate transporter. Bases 1 to 1791 code for a protein of 596 amino acids. Gene Ontology annotation, biological process: transmembrane transport. Lineage: Eukaryota; Fungi; Ascomycota; Eurotiomycetes; Eurotiales; Aspergillaceae. Gene Ontology annotation, molecular function: transmembrane transporter activity. The record is from RefSeq and is a predicted model, not a curated record. The transcript is spliced from 4 exons.